This is a messenger RNA of Oncorhynchus tshawytscha (Chinook salmon), 2021 nucleotides long. It is a transcript of the gene slc71a2b, whose product is annotated as major facilitator superfamily domain containing 14Bb. Gene Ontology annotation, cellular component: membrane. Gene Ontology annotation, molecular function: transmembrane transporter activity. NCBI's taxonomy places the organism in Eukaryota, Metazoa, Chordata, Actinopteri, Salmoniformes, Salmonidae. Gene Ontology annotation, biological process: transmembrane transport. The record is from RefSeq and is a predicted model, not a curated record.
AGAAGAAGAACGUCAUGACGUAAAUUCAGAAUCUGACAGAAAAACUCACAACAGUUUACUCAGUCCAGGUAAUAGUCAUAAUCAUUAAGACAAACUGGAAGAUACGGACGUAUCUAAGAAUAUUACACAGCAUGGACUUUAUGUAAAUAUCGUUACAGCAAGAUGUGAAUUGACCCAGGAGAAAAUACCGACUGAGACCAAAGACGACAUGUUGGUUCGAAACAUGAGAGAUGGGACCCCUCAAACCACCGGCCGUGCCAAGGUGUCCCAUGCAGUUGUGGUCAUCUUUCUAGAGUUCUUUGCUUGGGGGCUGCUUACAACACCAAUGCUGACUGUUCUUCAUGAAACAUUCCCCCAGCACACAUUUCUCAUGAAUGGUCUAAUUCAAGGUGUUAAGGGGUUGCUGUCUUUCCUGAGUGCCCCUCUGAUAGGUGCCUUAUCAGAUGUUUGGGGCAGGAAGUCCUUCCUGCUGGUUACAGUGUUCUUCACCUGUGCCCCAAUCCCCCUAAUGAGGAUAAGCCCAUGGUGGCAUUUUGCCAUGAUAUCAGUCUCUGGCGUCUUCGCUGUGACUUUCUCUGUAAUAUUUGCAUAUGUGGCUGACAUCACUGAAGAACAUGAAAGAAGCACCGCAUAUGGACUGGUGUCAGCAACGUUUGCCGCCAGUUUGGUCACGAGUCCCGCCAUCGGUGCCUACCUUUCUGCAAAUUACGGCGACAGUUUGGUGGUGCUAGUGGCCACUAUCAUUGCAGUGGUGGAUAUCGCCUUUGUCCUUUUGGUCGUGCCAGAAUCUCUCCCAGACAAAAUGAGACUGAUGUCCUGGGGGUCGCCUAUCUCCUGGGAGCAAGCUGACCCCUUUGCUUCUCUUAGGCGAGUGGGAAAGGACCCGACAGUGUUGCUUAUAUGUGUCACAGUGUUCCUGUCCUACUUGCCAGAGGCAGGCCAGUACUCCAGUUUCUUCCUCUACCUGCGACAGGUUAUUGAAUUCUCGCCUGCGACAAUUGCUGCUUUUAUAGCAAUGGUCGGGAUCCUCUCUAUUAUCGCUCAGACAUUGCUCUUAACAUAUUUUAUGAGAACUAUCGGGAAUAAAAACACAGUGUUACUUGGACUGGGGUUUCAGCUGUUCCAGUUAGCCUGGUAUGGCUUUGGAUCAGAACCAUGGAUGAUGUGGGCUGCGGGUACAGUCGCAGCCAUGUCCAGUAUCACCUUCCCUGCAGUCAGUGCUUUGGUGUCCCGGAUAGCAGCCUCUGAUCAGCAAGGAUGUGUCCAGGGAAUGAUUACGGGUAUCAGAGGCCUAUGCAAUGGGCUGGGUCCAGCUCUGUACGGCUUCAUAUUCUUCCUGUUCAACGUGGAGCUGAACGAGCUUGACCCUAUGACAGGAAGAAACAAAAGCACAUCUCAGGAGCCCAGCGAGAAACAGACCAUUCCCGGUCCGCCCUUCCUGUUCGGAGCCUGUUUAGUGUUGCUGGCUCUCCUUGUGGCCAUCUUCAUCCCUGACCACCACAGUAUGGCAGUGAAGACCUACACGGACACGCGCAAAAUCAGCACCAGCAACAACCCAGAGUUUAAACCCCUGCCUGCCAGCGAAGAGGACAUAGAGCCUCUCCUGCAGGACAGCAGCAUGUGACUGAAAGAGACUCCAACAUGAGCCCCCCUAAUGGCCCCUAAACUACAACCUCAACCAGCAGCAGCCGACAUGGAGCCAUGCAGGGUAUAUCCUUCAACCACGUUGAACACAGUUCUGUUUCUACGAUUAGGGAUCGGUCUUUUGUCCAGCGAGAUGGUUUUAUCGUUUACUGUGAUUUUACAUUGCGACAAGGACAGAAACACUUCUUAAUGCACCGGGUUGAGUGACAAUGUGUUUUGGUGUCAAACAUUGGCCUAGACAGUGUUUGUGGAGUUGAAGAGAUGACCGUAAGCUCUGCUGGUUUCUCAUAUGCUUAAAGAACCCCCCUCCUAUUAAUGGGUUUAAAAUGCCAAUCAAUGCCCACUCCAGCUUUAUGUUAAUAAAAUAUUGACCUGUA